AUGCCUUCGAUAUUGAUGUUUGAGGAGGAUGACAUCCAAGUGCAGUAUCAUCCCAAUAGUCAGCGCCCAACACAGGUUUUUCAGUUUGAGGAUUAUGGACAUGGUCUUGGCGCCCCCACAGUAGUUCCACCAGUUGAACCUGAGCCGUGGUACCCAUUCCAAACUCGGAUCGACUUCGAAGUUGCGGAGCUUGUUCUUGAAGCAGCACUCACUCACCAGCAGACAGACCAGCUUUUUGACCUCAUUCGUCACACCAAGUCUGAACAGUUCACGCUUCGGAAUCGCAAAGAUGUACGAGAUACAUGGGACAUGGCUUCGUUUAAAUUGACACCUUUUGUAAAGGAAGAGGUAGUUGUGCCAUUUCAAGGUGAUGAUAAGACAUUUCAACUAUUCCAUCGCUCAAUAUGGGACUGGGCUGUGGAUCUCCUUCAGGAUCCCCAAGUUGGUCCGCAUUUUGUCUUUGAUGCUGAACGGCUUUCGAAGUUUAACAGUGACAAGUUCGUUCAGUUCAUUCAUGAGCCUUGGACAGCCAACACAUUCUGGGAGUAUCAAUCAAAAAUACCAUCAGAUGCCAAGCCUCUCGCCUUCAUUCUUUAUGCAGAUAAAGCCAAAUUGUCGUCAUUUGGUCGGGUGAAAGGUUAUCCUGUUGUUGCUCGGUGUGCUAACCUUCCUGUUGCCAUUCAUAAUGGAGAAGGCUUGGGUGGUGGACAUGUAGUGGGAUGGCUACCAAUUGUGAAGGAGGACAAGAAGCGCUCUGGAAAGCUGGUAUAUGUCAACUUCAAAAAUGCAGUAUGGCAUCAAUCAUUUCUGAAGAUCCUUGCCUGCCUUGCACCACUGUCGAAGUUUGGAUCUGCUGUUAAAUGCUGGGAUGACAUCAUUCAUAUCUUCUAUCUGAUCAUACUCAUACUCUCUGCAGACUACGAAGAACAGUCUGUGAUGGCAUUGAUUCGUGGUCUGAUGGGAAAAUUCCCUUGCCCUAUAUGUCUUGUGCCUCGUGAUGAGCUUUCUAAGACAUCUAAUAUUUAUCCUCUUUGCACAUCUGCAGGUGCGAAGGCAUUACGUGUUCAGGCCCGAGAGUCUACAACCUUGGAAGUGCGAGAACAAAUACUGAGCUCCGAGAGCCUUCGUGAUGUUGAUAAUUCAUUUGAUACCAUGGAGAAUACUGAUGUUCAUCGGGCUCUCUCAAAUGACAAACUCCACUUUAAUGAUGGUGGCCUUUUCAGUGAUCACCUGUGGGCUGAACUGCAAAAGUGGAUCGAAAGUUCAGGUCGACAAGCUGCUGUGCAGAUUGAUAGCUCCUUUCACUCAUUUCCAUGCUGGCGAAAUCUCAAUCAUUUUGACCAGGUUACAUCGAUAUCUUUUUCUGAUGGAAUGAAGUAUGAAGAUAUGUCAAAGGAAACUCAUAAUGUAUUUCGUCAAGAUCAGGAUUCAGAGGCUUAUCUUCUGCUCCGUUGUAUUUGUAGCUAUGUGGAAUUCAACACAUAUGCUUCAUUAGACGUCCAUACUGAAGACACUAUCAAAGAUGGCCGAAAAGCUCUCGAAAAUUUGACUCAAUUGAUGGAUAAAUACAUCAAAGACACGUUAGACUUAAUUGACAAGUCGUGGAAUUUCCCGAAGAAACAUCUUUCUGCACAUCUCUUUGACAAUAUUGAGGCAAAAGGUGUCACCCAAAACUAUAACACAAAACUGAAUGAAAAAAUGCAUGGCCCACUGAAGGAUGCUUAUCAGGAUCGUACAAACUUCAAGAACUUCACUGAGCAGAUUCUCCGAUAUAACCAUGACAGCCUUAUCGCAGAAUACAUUUGCGGCAAGUUGAGCUGUCUUGAUGCGCAAAAACUCAGCCUACUCGACGUGUCAGAUCUGCCCAAGAUUGAUUCAGAGACUGAACCGAUGACAGAUGGGCUACAUUUCAGUCUUGGCUCACUGCAGGCAAUGCAGUCAUUUGCAGAUGUCGAAGCCAUCAACUAUGAAUCACUCGUUGACUGGCAUGUAUCUGCCGAUUAUCUCCGAUGCAGUUCAAUGUUUCACGGAUUGCCUCAAUAUGAUUUCGUCAUCCUGCAGACAGAAGCUAGCGUCAUCUUCGCACAAUUAUUGAUGGUCUUUACCUGCAUGGUCGGAGAUGAGGACAAAGAUUUUGACUUCUGGCGAGUUAAGGCAAAGCCUCGAGUCUCUGUGGAAUUCUUUUCAGUGCAAUCCAUCAUCCGUGGUUGUGUAUUGGUGGAAGACAGUAGCAGACCCAAUGAGGCUUUGGUUGUUGACACUCUCGAUACAGAUAUGUUCCUUCGCAUAAAGGAAAUUUGUACUAAUAGUACUACAGCUGGUUAUUAG
Molecule: messenger RNA, 2328 nt
Organism: Suillus fuscotomentosus
Lineage: Eukaryota; Fungi; Basidiomycota; Agaricomycetes; Boletales; Suillaceae
Exons: 13
Coding region: 1-2328 (775 amino acids)
Source: RefSeq, a predicted model, not a curated record